AUGCAGGGUGGGGAGAUUCAGCACCUUUGGGUCGGUACCAGGUACCAUAUUCAAAUCACUGUACUGGUCAGACUAGUGGCUGCAUCAUGUAGGAGGUCAGUGUGUUUGGAGGAGCCCCUGCAGUCUACAGGAGGGGUGGGGGGCUGGAGGAGCCCCUGCAGUCUACAGGAGGGCUGGAGGGGGGCUGCAGGAGCCUCUGCAGUCUACAGGAGGGGUGGGGGGCUGGAGGAGCCCCUGCAGUCUACAGGAGGGCUGGGGGGCUGGAGGAGCCCCUGCAGUCUACAGGAGGGCUGGGGGGGGGGGCUGCAGGAGCCUCUGCAGUCUACAGGAGGGCUGGGGGUCAGUGUGUUUGGAGGAGCCUCUGCAGUCUACAGGAGGGGGGGGCUGGAGGAGCCUCUGCAGUCUACAGGAGGAGGGCUGGAGGAGCCUCUGCAGUCUACAGGAGGGCUGGGGUCAGUGUGUUUGGAGGAGCCUCUGCAGUCUACAGGAGGGCUGGGGGGCUGCAGGAGCCUCUGCAGUCUACAGGAGGGCUGGGGGUCAGUGUGUUUGGAGGAGCCUCUGCAGUCUACAGGAGGGCUGGGGGGGGCUGGAGGAGCCUCUGCAGUCUACAGGAGGGCUGGGGUCAGUGUGUUUGGAGGAGCCUCUGCAGUCUACAGGAGGGGGUCAGAAUGUUUGGAGGAGCCUCUGCAGUCUACAGGAGGGGUGGCUGCAGGAGCCUCUGCAGUCUACAGGAGGGCUGGGGGGGCUGCAGGAGCCUCUGCAGUCUACAGGAGGGAUGGGGGGUCAGUGUGUUUUUGGAGGAGCCUCUGCAGUCUACAGGAGGGCUGGGGGGCGCUGAGGAGCCUCUGCAGUCUACAGGAGGGAUGGGGGGGUCAGUGUGUUUGGAGGAGCCUCUGCAGUCUACAGGAGGGCUGGGGGGGGCUGCAGGAGCCUCUGCAGUCUACAGGAGGGCUGGGGUCAGUGUGUUUGGAGGAGCCUCUGCAGUCUACAGGAGGGCUGGGGGCUGGAGGAGCCUCUGCAGUCUACAGGAGGGGGGUCAGUGUGUUUGGAGGAGCCUCUGCAGUCUACAGGAGGGGGUCAGUGUGUUUGGAGGAGCCUCUGCAGUCUACAGGAGGGGGUCAGUGUGUUUGCAGGAGCCUCUGCAGUCUACAGGAGGGCUGGGAGGGGGGGGCUGGAGGAGCCUCUGCAGUCCACAGGAGGGGGUCAGUGUGUUUGGAGGAGCCUCUGCAGUCUACAGGAGGGGGGGGGUGUGACUAA
This is a messenger RNA of Oncorhynchus nerka (sockeye salmon), 1257 nucleotides long. RefSeq lists its product as uncharacterized. Lineage: Eukaryota; Metazoa; Chordata; Actinopteri; Salmoniformes; Salmonidae. The transcript has a single exon. Bases 1 to 1257 code for a protein of 418 amino acids. The record is from RefSeq and is a predicted model, not a curated record.